CCUUCCAUCUAUGGGUGGAAUGACUUGAACGCUAACAGGACAUGUGACGUGCGCCUGAGAAGAUGAAUCCAGUCCGCCGAGUUACGCUCGGCAUGGUCAUCUUUCUAUUCAUGACAUUGCUUUGGAAUGUGGAAGGCUCGGUCUGGUGGUGGAGCCCCCAAUUCGGGCUGACUCGGGCUCGGCGUGUGCUCCAAGAGUCGCGCGAAGGGAAUGUAUCCACUUCAGCUGAAUUUUGGACAGUCCUGGCGAAGCCCGGCGUUGAACGCAUUUAUUUGCGCUCAGACAUCUCUUUUGUCCUUGCGGACGCGCCUAAGGAGCCGGUGAGCAUAUACAAUGACCUACGCAUUAUCGGAGCGGGAGUUGGCACGCUCACACAUCUGUCGGCCAACUACUUGUCUAAUAAGAUCAGGCUGCAACCCAAUGUGACUCUGUCGCUCGAAAACCUGGUGCUCACGGGCAUUCUCCGAGGCAUCGGACAGCAUCUGGACCUGUUGUCCCGCUCGGACGGCGGCUCGGUGCGCUACCUCAACACCAUCAACUACCGCCAGGCCUGCCUGCCGUUUACCGUGUUCUACACGCAGCUGCAGUCGCUGCCGCCCGCACUGCCCGCGGCGGGUGUGGCGGACCCGCCCGGGCUGGUGCCGCGGAACAUCGCUGUGCGCUUCCUCAACGGCUCAGCCCUGGUGAUGGCGCCCAACGGCACCAUCUACGUCAGCAGCGGCGCCGGCAGUAGCAGUACUAGUAGCAGUGGAGGCGGCAGUAGCAGCGGUGGCGGCGCCGGCGCCAUUGCUGGCGACGGGGCGGCGGCGCCGCCCCCGGCGGCGCAACUGUGCUGGACCACCUCGCCCUCCCUGACGGCUGCCUCACCGCGCACGUGCAUGAGCCCGUACCUGGACAUGGUCGCGUACGGCACCUACAACCAGAUCCUGGAUGGGGCCGUGGGCAGCAACGGAGGCUACAACAGCUACUUCGCUCGCUCGUACGGCGUGUGCGACAACGCCAUCUCCAUGGAAUGUCUCAACAACCUGGGCGGCGACCUGUGCCUGGCCGCCGCACUGGCGCCCUUCAUCAAGAGCGCCACAGAUGUGGCGGGGCCGCCGCCUGAGGACAACACCGUACCUCUGGCGGUCGGGCUGGGCGUGGGGCUGGGAGCCACGCUGCUAGUGGCGGCGGUGCUGCUUGUGGUGUACGUGCGCAGUCGUUCUCGGCACCAUGAGGAGUCGGCCAAGGCGGCGGCCGAGAUCGCCGCCGCCAACGCCAACGCCGCCGCCGCCAACGCCGCCGCCAGCCGCAACGGCUCCCUGUACCCGCCCACCAGCAGCGACACGGUGUCGGUGGCGCUGGUCGACAUGGAGAAGGGGAGCAGCCGCAGCGGCGCCGUCGGGUUGUCCAUGGCGGCGGCCAGUGGGGCAGGCAGUCGGCCGCCGUCGGCGUCGACGCCUCCGGGCGCGAGCGGCGAACGUGGGCUACUGCUUGACAGUGGCGGCGGCCGUGGCGGCCGCGGCGCGAAGCGUGCCGGCCCUGCAGCGAUGUCGCCGGGAGCGAGCCGGUACAGGGGCGAGGCACGCGGCGGCGGCAGCAGCGGCGGCGUGAUGGGUCGGGCUGAGCUCAACGGCGGCGGGGGCAUGAGUGGCAAUGAGUCGGAUGAGGAGAGCAUCACCAGUAGCAGUAGCAGCACCAGUAGCGGCGUGACCAUUGAGGGCUCAACCAUGACGAUGGUGCAACGGCCGGGCGACGGACGGGACGGUGGUUCCGGUGUGGGGCUGGGUGAGGUGGAGGUGGCUCGCUUCCAGCUGCUGGCCAACGCCGCCAGGCAGCAGGCCGCGCGCGGCAGCCGCAAAGGCGGCGGCAGCCAGGGCGGCGGCGGCGGCGGCGCCUCCCUGGAUGUGCGGGUGAUGCACCUGCUCGGCCAGGGCUCCUUCGGCAAGGUGUACAAAGGGAUCUGGCACGGCACGCUGGUGGCUUUAAAGGCUCAGGUGCUGCCGGCCUCCCUCAGUGGGGACGCGCGGCGCCGUCACAUGGCGGUGAUGGAAGCAGCCAUAUCCAGCGCCAUCAACCACCCGGCCAUCGUGCAGACCUACUGCUAUUCCUUCCGGCCCAUACGCGACAGCGUGGGCGAGCGCCUGGAGGGCAAGCGCAGCCGGGCCGCCAAGAUACCAGAGGAGGGCCCCGCCGAGCAAGACGACAGGGGUCGGGGCGGCCGCGGCGGCUCCGGUGCCGCGCGCUCCGGAGACAUGAGUGGCGGCGGCGAGGACCACGGGCACGAGCUGCUGCUGGUGCUCGAGUACUGCGACGGCGGAUCGCUACGUGCGGCGCUGGACAGGGGCAUAUUUCACCGCGGCCGGCCCUGGCCCUGGGACUGGCGCCGAGCCAUCCACGCCAACCAGCACGGCGGCGCAGCCGCCGGCGGCCCCCAAGGCGACUUGGCUGGCGCCUUCGCAUGGCGCUCGCCCGUGCCAGGCGCCACGUGCGGAGCGCAACCAGUCGCGGCUGCAGGCGGCAGUGCCGCCGCCGCCGCGGGCCUGGUCCCGGGUGCGGGCCGGCCGGGCGGCGCGUACCAGCAUCUCGGCACGGCCGCAGAGGGCGGCGCGUGCUUGAACCUGCUGGGGCUGGUGGGGCAGAUGAAGGGGCAGAUACCGCCCGCCAACACACCCGACGCGGGGCGCCGCGCCGCCGCAGCCGCCGCUGCGGCGGGCAACGCCGCAGGCGCUGCACAGAUGGUCGGGCCUGGCGGCGACGGCACGCCCACGACGGCGCCCGCCAGCGCGACGGGCAGCAACCCCAACCAUAGCAAGCCCAUGCCUGACCAGCGGCCAUCUGUGGAGGGCUCCAACGGGGUUCAGCUGGACACGAGCUCUCUGUCGGCAGGCACAGGUGCCGGCGGCGGCGGCGGUGCGGGUAGCGGUCGCGGCGGCGCGACGGCUCGCGCCAGCAACCUGCCGUCAUCCAUGUGGCCUGUGCAAGAAGACGGCGGUGCCGGCGGCAUUGCUGGUGAUGGACCCAGCCUUGCGGCUGCGGCCGCGGCGGCAGGUUGCGGCGUCGCCGGGGUUAUGCCGGGCGGCUACAGCGCUGGCGGCAUCGGCAGCACCCAGAUAGCUGUCAGCACGACGCUGGCGGGUGCGCCGACUGCAGCGACAUCGUUUGUGUCGUCAUCCUUCACGAACCCGGUCGGCGCGGCGGCGGCGAAUGGCGACAACGCCGCUGCCGCUGCGGCUGCUGACCGCAUGGCCAUGAUGUACCUCCUGCAGCAGGCGGCGGCGGCGGUGGCGGCGGCGGGUGACAACGGCGACCUGGAUGCCAGUGACUACGCCCGAGCCGUUGCGGACCUGGCGCUGGCGUCGGCUGCAGGUGCAGGCGGUGGUGCGGGCGGCGCCGGCGGCGGUACGAGCGAGGACGUGAUGCUGCGGCGCCAGGCGGAGGAGAUGCGGCGCCAGGCGGACGAGCAGCAGCGCAUGCGACAGUACCAGAACGACCUGCAGGCGUACCAGCGGGAGCAGCAGCAAAUCCACGCCGCGCGGCAGGCGCCGCCGCCGCCGCGCAUGCAGGCGCAGGUGCUGCCGACCAGCCGCCGCGAGGGCAACGCACAGCACCACCACCACCACCACCACUACCAGCAGCAGCAGCAGCAGCAGCAGCAGGCUGCGCCUGUGUCCGGGUCGGAGUUCACGAUCGGCAGCAUCGGGCUCACCGACUUUUCAGACGCGUCAUUCCUGCGAAACAGCACCGCACCGCUCAGCAAGGAUGGCAAGGGCGGCGCCGCGAGCGGCGGUGCCGGGGCGCCGGGCAGUGUGGUGGAUGAUGACACGCUGGUGGCGCCGCCGCCCGGCGCGCUGGCGGCCGCGGUGGCGGCAGCCGAAGCCGCCGCAGGCGGCGCGGCGCCGGUUGGGGCGGCGGGUGGCGGCGCGUUAGGGCCGGGGGCGCGCCCCACGCCGCCAAGUGCGGCCGGCAGCGCCUUGGGCAGCACCACGACGGGCACUGGCACGCACACCGGCACGGGCGCCUCCGGGGCGCGGCUGAUGGCGGGAACCGGCCUGAGCUCUGCGGCCGACCUUGUGGCGGAAGUGCAACCAGGCAUCCGCUACGGGCUGAUGCUGGCACUCGCGGCGGACGUGGCGAGCGGCCUGCUGCACCUGCACGCACACGGGGUGGUGCACGGUGACGUCAAGGCCAGCAACGUGCUGCUGAAGCAGAUCGUGGUGUCGCCUGACGGCUGGGAGGCGGUGGGGCGGGCGCUGGACACGGCGCCGUCGGCGCAGCAGCUUCAGCCGCAGCAGUCCAUGUCCGCAGCCACCUCCAUCCUCAACACUGCGGCGCCCUUGGUCGCAGACUUGCAGGCGCAAGGGCACCUGGGCUUGCUUGCGGGCGGCAGCGGCACAGUGGCGGCAGCGGAUGUGCUGGCGGCUGAACGUGGGCCGCGAGUGGGCCUGUGCGCCAAGGUGUCGGAUUUCGGGCUUUCCACCAUGAUAUCGGCCGCCAACACCGACACACACAUCAGCGCCACCACGGCGGCCGGAUCCCUGUCACACAUGAGUCCAGAGCUGCUGCUGUGCGGCCACGUGAGCAAGGCCGUGGACGUGUACGCAUACGGCGUGCUGCUGUUCGAGCUGUUCACGGGGGAGCGAGCCUGGGAGGGAAUGCCGAGGGCGCUGCUGCCGGCCAGGGUUGCGCUGGAGGGCUGGCGGCCCGUAUUCCCGCCGCACACUCCACGCGGGUUCAGGGAGCUUGCGGAGCGGUGCUGGCACCCAGACCCGGCCAAGCGGCCCCAGUUCGAGGAGAUUCUCACCACGCUGCGCACCCUGCGCGAGGGCUGGGCGGCCGCCUGCGCGCCGCAGCCGCCCGCCGAGUGGUCCGCCGUGGUGUCGCCGCAGCUCGCCUUCCUGCAGCAGCUUAUGGCGCGGCGCGCCACCGGCCCAAAGUCCGCCAGCGCGGUGCCCACGCCCGCGGGCAAUGGCAACGGACAGCCGCCGCCGCAUGUGCACGGCUCGCCCGUGCCCACGCAAGCCACUGGACCGCAACUGUAGGGGGCAGGGGCAGCGCCUGCAGCAGCUGCAUAUAGCAACUGCAGCAACAGCAAACGAUGGCGGUGGUGGUGCUGGCGAUGGCGGACAAGGCAGCACAGGCGCGAGGUGCGGUGUGCAGAGACAGCUGGCAACUGGAAUGUGCUCAAGCCGGACUGCCUGUUGUUUGGUAAGGAUAGGUUGAGCGCGCAGGACGGCACGGGUCCCGGGGGGACGUCUGCGGGCAGGCGUCUAGGCGGCGCGAGCCACACGAGGCAACAGCACGCUGGGCACUGGAAAGUGCGACGUGUGAUUGGUACCAUGGACAGCCAUGGGGGCUACAGCGGCCAACGCACGCUCUUUGGUGGAGCGCUUGCAUGUCGGAGCAUGGCCGAUUGGCCUGUGGCGAACCUCGAAGGGCUGCGGCUUCGGAGGGUUUGGGUGCGGUAACGCCCCUGGACCCGGCGGAGUGGCAGGGGAGCGACGCUUUGCCCAUGCGCUCCCUCUACAGGGUACCGUGCAUGAAUGUUGUGGGGCAUGACUAACAGAAAUGCAUUCCUAUAGUCACACUGUUUCUGCUUCGCCACGUAAGCAUUGUGGUAUCGGGCGGACGCUGCGAUGUUGUUAUGGUACUGCCGUGCCUGCCGUAUCACGUGACCAGUAUCCGGACAGAGCUUUACCUCGGAGAUGUCGCUGCACUCUGCUUAUGGGUACUGCGGGUGGGUGUUGGGGUGCAUGGACCCGUUCAUGAUGUACCGAUACCAAGUCUAGGACGUUAGGACAAGGCGCGGCCUGGUGUAUGCCACUUGUUGCUAGUUUUGGGGAGUUGGCGCAUGCGGACGUGUUCUGGGGUGCAGGUGGUGUGGCGGUAGAGGGCAUGUGUGGAAUGGCGGGAGGGGGGGGCGUCUGAGCACCCUGAAGCUCGGUGGGUAAGGCAGCCACCUCCUUGUUGGGAGUUGAAACUGCACUUUAUGGGAUCGAUUGCAUCGGAAAGGACCACAAGACCAAGGGCUACAAAGAACGGCGGGGGCUAACGGUGCGUGCCUCGGAUGCAGCAACACCACGGCCACCGAGUACGUGCGCGGCCACUGCAUCCGGCGCUACUUGCCGUACUGCAAGUCCGACCGAAAGCGCCGCGGAGAGUGCCAUAAGAGUAGUUAUCGGCGAGGUUUCCGGUGAGGAAGUUUCGCGUUGCCCUUGGUUUAUUCACUGCACGGCUGACUCGAAGCAAAUGCAUUACGAUACACCGGCUUUGAAGCUGGUGUUUGGUGUGUUCCGGUACAAGCAGUGCGUUAUUAUCAAUGGCCGGCUAGGUGAGCGGGUUGCAUAUGAUUAGCAACUGUGCUUCCGUCGGGUACUUAAUUGACCGGCCGGCCGCAAGCAGCGGUGCCGCUGACGCGCAUUGUGGGACGCCCUCAAUACCGUAGUUGAGAUGCGCUUGACCCCGCUAAUGCAAGUGGUUGUUGCAACCGGGAUGCAGGCCGGGGAAGGGGUUGCUUGCCAGGGGAAGCGCGGAGCGCCUGGUGUGCUGGAGCCGAGUGGCGCGAGGCCGGUCCUGCGACGGUGUCGCGACGGCGUGAGGCUGACUAACAGGCGAGCGACGCGGCAUUCCGGCUUCCCUGGAGCCAGCAGGCCUGGUGCAGUCCUGCAACGGUGUCAACGUGGGGAUGCAUGCCUGCAAAUGGAUGCCAGGCCCACGAUGUAGUAGUGAAGGGCCACCGCGGAAACGCCGUGCCCGCCAAUUAACUACCAGCUUAGAGCGGAAUGCGCUUAAUGUGCGUCAUACGAGAGAGCCUUGACUUACGAACUGUGUGAGAUUGCAUUACCGGGAGGAAGUGUGAGUAGUGUAUCGGGUAUUUGGCCGGCACAUCUCGAGCUGCCGAGGAAUGUUCCUGGCGUUGCGCUGCCUUGACGCCCGGUGGAGCUGCUCUCCGGCAUCGUAUCCGCACAAACGUUCCCGGGGAUAAGCUGGGCGCGAGUGCUUGGCGGCGUCAGAAGAAAGGUUGUGGAAGGGCUAGCGCUUUCAAGGAGGCCUCGCGUGGGAUAAUUGAUGUACCGGUACCUACUGCUCGUAGCGAUGUAUAAAGCUAGUAGUACAUCUUCACUUGCAUACGGUAGUGUGGCAGCUGUGUGAGGCACCGCUGUCAGCAUGUGUUUGGAUGUGUGCGGCUGCGGCCGCUGGACUGAGCAGACACCUGGCUGGCGGGGCCUUUGCAAACCGACCCCGCCCAAGUCUGGGAAAUGAGUCUAUUUCAGUACAGCUACGGCCUCAGACAUGGACAUGAUGUGGUGACGAGUGUGGUGGGAACGAAUGCGUACGUAGACCAGAGCGGACGGCGGAGUGGGCUUGCAGGUGGCACGAGAGUAGGCAGUCAGUAGCGCAAGUUGCGAAUUCACAUGUUACCUCGUAACCGACG
Messenger RNA from Chlamydomonas reinhardtii, 7414 nucleotides. RefSeq lists its product as uncharacterized. The transcript has 23 exons. Gene Ontology annotation, biological process: protein phosphorylation. Lineage: Eukaryota; Viridiplantae; Chlorophyta; Chlorophyceae; Chlamydomonadales; Chlamydomonadaceae. The record is from RefSeq and is a predicted model, not a curated record. Bases 93 to 5021 code for a protein of 1642 amino acids. Gene Ontology annotation, molecular function: protein tyrosine kinase activity; ATP binding.